GAUUUAUCCCCCGCCCUCCCCUCCCCCCACCACCUCCCUUCUCGUUGAGAGUUUCUUCUCGCCCUCUCUAUCCGCUCCUCGCGAGCGAUGGUUGGCGACCUCUCCCUCCUCGCCUCCGCCUCCGCCUCCCCCGUCAUCCUCGCGCCCUCCAAGGAGCUCCAUGGCGUCCUGCCGUUCCAGGGGAAGAGGUCCCAGCAGGACGCGGGGAGAAGCGCCGCCGUGCAGCUCUCCCCGCAGCAGCACCUCCUCGAGGGCGCCUACCAGGCGCAGCAGCCCCUGCAGAUGAUGGUCCCCGGGAUCGGCCAGGCUGCCGCCGCUGCCUACCAGACCUUCGACAGCGCCGCGCUCAUCGACGUGCAAGCUGUGGCCGCGGUGGCGGUGCUCCUGGCGGCGUUGGCGUGCCUCCUCCGGCCAGCUGCCGCCGUGGAACCGAGCGGCCAUGCCGCGGACCGCAUAGCCCGGCUGCCCGGGCAGCCGGCGGUAGACUUCGACAUGUACUCCGGGUACAUCACGGUGGACGAGGGCGCCGGACGGGCGCUGUUCUAUCUGCUGCAGGAGGCGCCGGAGGACGUCCAGCCGGCGCCGCUCGUGCUGUGGCUCAACGGCGGCCCCGGCUGCUCCUCCGUCGCGUACGGCGCGUCGGAGGAGCUCGGCGCGUUCCGCGUCACGCCCCGCGGCGCCGGUCUCGUCCUCAACGAGCACCGCUGGAACAAAGUGGCCAACGUGCUGUUCCUGGACUCGCCGGCCGGCGUGGGGUUCUCCUACACCAACACCACCUCCGACAUCUACACCUCCGGCGACAACAGGACGGCGCACGACUCGUACGCCUUCCUGGCGAAGUGGCUCGAGAGGUUCCCGCACUACAAGUACCGCGACGUCUACAUCGCCGGCGAGAGCUACGCGGGGCACUACGUCCCGGAGCUGUCGCAGCUGGUCCACCGGACGAGCAACCCGGCCAUCAACUUCAAGGGCUUCAUGGUCGGCAACGGCCUCAUCGACGACUACCACGACUACGUGGGCACCUUCGAGUUCUGGUGGAACCACGGGCUCGUCUCCGACGACACCUACCAACGCCUCAGGGAGGCCUGCCUCCACGACUCCUUCAUCCACCCCUCGCCGGCGUGCGACGCCGCCACGGACGUCGCCACGGCGGAGCAGGGCAACAUCGACAUGUACAGCCUCUACACGCCCGUCUGCAACAUCACCUCGUCGUCCUCCUCCUUGAGCCAGCAACGGCGGUCCAGAGGGCGCUACCCAUGGCUGACCGGAUCGUACGACCCGUGCACGGAGCGGUACUCGACGGCGUACUACAACCGGCGGGACGUGCAGACAGCCCUCCACGCCAACGUCACCGGCGCUAUGAACUACACGUGGUCGACGUGCAGCGACACCAUUAAUACCCACUGGCAUGAUGCUCCGAGGUCCAUGCUUCCCAUUUACAGGGAGCUUAUUGCAGCUGGCCUAAGGAUUUGGGUCUUCAGCGGGGACACGGAUGCGGUAGUCCCCUUGACAGCGACGAGGUACUCCAUCGGCGCUCUGGGUCUUCCAACUACCACCAGUUGGUACCCUUGGUAUGACGACCAGGAGGUUGGCGGUUGGAGCCAGGUGUACAAGGGUCUUACGCUGGUCUCCAUCAGAGGCGCGGGCCACGAGGUUCCUCUGCACCGACCGCGGCAAGCGCUCGUACUGUUUCAGUACUUCCUGCAGGGCAAGCCCAUGCCAGGCCAGGCCACAAAUGCGACGGUGGCUUAGCAACAAACAAAGGGAUGGAAGUCAAAUAGUAAUUUCGAUGUGGAAAAACAAGAGUGAUCAUCAAUAAAGCAAUAGAUGCUUCUCAAGUA
Triticum dicoccoides is the source of this 1841-nucleotide messenger RNA. Its product is annotated as serine carboxypeptidase 2-like. Bases 88 to 1752 code for a protein of 554 amino acids. Gene Ontology annotation, molecular function: serine-type carboxypeptidase activity. The transcript has 7 exons. Gene Ontology annotation, biological process: proteolysis. Gene Ontology annotation, cellular component: vacuole. Lineage: Eukaryota; Viridiplantae; Streptophyta; Magnoliopsida; Poales; Poaceae. The record is from RefSeq and is a predicted model, not a curated record.